Microthlaspi erraticum is the source of this 714-nucleotide messenger RNA. The record is from the annotation of a GenBank genome assembly. NCBI's taxonomy places the organism in Eukaryota, Viridiplantae, Streptophyta, Magnoliopsida, Brassicales, Brassicaceae.
AUGGCGGUAGAAGACACUCCCAAGCCUGUCGUUACGGAAGAAGCGAACCCUAAUUCUGCAGAGAACCCAAUCGAUCAGUACCAUGAGGAAGGUGACGAUGCCGAGGAAGGAGAGAUCGUCGGCGGCGGAGAAGGAGGAGACGGAGAUGUAGACGAAUCGAGCAAAUCCGCCGUUCCUCAAUCGCAUCCGCUGGAGCAUUCGUGGACUUUCUGGUUCGAUAAUCCUUCUGUUAAAUCGAAACAGACCACUUGGGGAAGCUCCUUGCGUUCCGUCUUCACCUUCUCCACCGUCGAGGAAUUCUGGAGUUUGUACAAUAACAUGAGGCAUCCGAGCAAGCUAACUCAUGGAGCUGACUUCUACUGUUUCAAGCACAAUAUCGAACCAAAGUGGGAAGAUCCUAUUUGUGCAAACGGAGGCAAAUGGACUAUGAACUUCCCCAAGGAUAAGUCUGAUAAGAGCUGGCUUUACACUCUGCUUGCAUUGAUUGGGGAACAGUUUGAUCAAGGAGAUGAAAUCUGUGGAGCUGUUGUGAACAUUAGAAAAAACCAAGAAAGGAUUUCCAUUUGGACCAAGAACGCUUCCAACGAAUCUGCUCAGGUGAGCAUUGGGAAGCAAUGGAAGGAGUUUCUUGAUUACAGCAACAGCAUAGGUUUCAUCAUCCAUGAGGAUGCAAAGAAGCUGGACAGAGGUGCAAAGAACGCUUACACCGCUUAA